Molecule: messenger RNA, 6228 nt
Organism: Hylaeus volcanicus
Lineage: Eukaryota; Metazoa; Arthropoda; Insecta; Hymenoptera; Colletidae
Product: FHIP family protein AAEL005291
Exons: 11
Coding region: 709-3816 (1035 amino acids)
Source: RefSeq, a predicted model, not a curated record
GUGUUAUUGUCGAAUUUCAAUAUUUAUAAAAUUGCAGCAUUCUAGAUAUCUGAAUGUAACACUUUAGAAAUGCAGAUUUUUAUCAAUGAAAAAGUACAAAUAUCAUACAAUAAACUUAUGUUCUAGGUAAGAUUAUUUUGCGAAAUUCCAACACGUUGCCUAUAAAUUUAAGGUGAUAAAUGGAAUAGGUUUCUUUUUUUUUUUUUUUUAUUAAAUGUAUCUAAAAUUCCCGAAAUAAAUUCAAGGAAAGGCAGAAUGCAUCGCGUGUCGAUCUGGCUAUGCAGAAAAUGAGAUGAAAUAAAAAGAUAACAAUUAUCUCUAGAUCACUGUUCGAAUAAACAUGGCGAAUUCGUAAAAAUGGGUUGACUUAUUAUUACGGGUACUGUGAUUUGGGUUAUCAAACAUACGAGAUGUUCCCCUUAGCGUGUUACGUUCGCACGCGUUAGUCGAAACAUUCGUGAUGCGCAAGUCGCUUAAUAAAUAUGCGAUUUGUAUUAUCAUUGUGUCCUUGUCACGUAGGUGGGCGAUUAUCACAAUAAGUGGGACAAGUUUGACAGGACGACUUGGUUAGUCGAAACACGUAAAGUGGAUACAACAAGGAUUACUUUGUUCUGAUGAUUGUUGCUAACAUGAAAGACUUCGAAGAAGAAAGAUGCGUGAAAUCAAGCCUUUGAUGAACUGAAAAGUGAACAGUAUAAACCCAAGAAAAUGAGCUGGUUGCGAGGUAGCCCGCUGAGAACCAGUUUCAGCAAACAACGAUCAAGGGAUUCUCCGCCGAAAGACGCCGAUCCAUCAGCAUGCUAUGACAGCUUCUGUAAACACUGGCAACAAGCAUAUGAAAUUAUCUUACACACAUCUCCACCCAAGGGAAUACUGAAUCAAGAUGAUGUUCUCGGAGUUGUUAAUCACAUAGAUCAUAUGGUGACGCUUUUAGUGCUGGAAUUGAGAGACUCUUACUCUCAUAACAAUUACAGACAAUCGACGACAGCAACGCAUUCUCCUUGUUUAGAAUAUUUAUUAAGCGAAAACCUUCUUGUUAAACUGUAUGACUGGAGUAUAAACACCGGAAGAUUUAAUAACGCUGUACGUUUGGAACAAUUGAAACUUUAUGAACUCUUAGUAUCGCAUAAUAGUAUUCUCCUUGCUCAUGAACCAGUCGCCAGGCCAUUGUUACGAUUACUUGAGGAUUGUGCAAAUGAUAUUAUGCCAUUAGAAGUAGAGAAGAAAUUAGUAGUGCUAUUAAAUCAAUUAUGUGUUACUUUAAUGCAAAACAUGGCAUUACUUGAUUUGUUCUUUCAUCCAACAGCAACAGGGAAAAACAAGUUGGUAGAAUGUAUAUAUAUUAUUUAUAAGAAAUACAUAUUGAAAUAUUAUAGCAUUCAAAUAUGUUACAGAUUUAUUAUUUUUACAUUGUUAAUACCGCACGUGCAUAGAGAAGGAGGUGUAGGACAGCAAGCGCGCGAUGCCAUGUUACUUUGUAUGUCUUUGUCUAAAAGGAAUGACGAAGUUGGAGUAUAUAUCGCGGAUCAUUCUAAUAUAUGUCCCGUGUUGGCUACAGGUUUGAGCGGACUAUAUUCGCUACUGCCUAGAAAAUUAGAUAUCGAAACAGACGAUUGGCAUAGAUUGACGCCGGACGAUGUUAACGAUUUACCGGCGUUAAUGCAUUUAAUGAAUUCUCUGGAAUUUUGCAAUGCUGUCGCGCAAGUUGCGCAUCCUUUGGUACAGAAACAGUUACUGGAAUUUUUAUAUCAUGGUUUUUUGGUACCUGUAAUGGGUCCAGCUCUGUUGCAGGAUUCUCUUGGUUUGACCAUAGAACAGCUAGAUGCACAAGAACACUGGACAACCGUGGAAGAAUUAGUUGCAGCAACAGCAUAUUUCGACCUAUUCCUUCGAUCUGUAACCGACCCUGGUCUUCUGCGUUCACUUGUUAGAUUUUUACUCGAAGACAAUUACGAUGAGUGCAGAAUAUUAGACAGUUUUAUUAAAAGGAUAUCUUCCAGAUCGCGGUUGUGCAUAGUAACUCUGGCACUGUUCGAAACUUUGGUAAACUUAAACUGCGAAGACGUCAUGUUAGAAUUGUGCUUAGCUGCAUUGAGCCCGUGUUCGCACGUGAUGCUCUCUCAACGUAGAAGGCUAAGGGACAUAGAUCCGUUUGGCCGUGCAGCUGAAAAGUUUUUAUCUUUGAUGCCAAAUUGUUGUUCGCCGCUUGCAUCUAUCAACACACAAUUCAGUUCUUUACCGAAUAACGCGUCGCAAGAAAAUCACUCGAAUCCCGCAUCCGAAUCCUUGAAAUCAUUACCUGUGUCCAUAAAUUACGGUGCCAGAUCAUCGGAUAGUUUGUAUGGAAAUUACCAUGCAUACUUGUGCGAUGCUCGACAAAAAAUAAGAGCUUGCAGAAUCGCGUGUUCCAACUGGUCGUAUCAAUAUUACGGAGAAUUUCCCAAAAAUAGUAGCACGAGUAGCGCAACAACAUUGAUAGACGACAACGCGUUGUCGGAUAGGCCUCCGAAGAAAGCUGAAACAACCAAGGCCUUGUCAUUGGAAACAUUAAAACAAUCUACGCUUGACGGUGAAAUUAACGAAAAUUCAUCGAUGGACAAUAUGUUACUUAACAUACAGUCUUUGUUAGAUGGGAAAGAAUUACAAGCAGCGGAGAAAGAUGAAAAAACGGAAUCUCUCACGACAACAGGAAUAGAGUUAUCAUUAGAAGAACAAGCAAAAUUAGAUGCGGAUAUCGCUGAAUUAUUAAGCGAAGACAUCGGAGCAUCGGAGUCUAUUAAGGAAAUUUCGUCGAUAGAUAAAAAGGAACCCGAUAGCGGUAUCGAUGACUCGAAUACCGCCAUGAAUUCGCUGUUGUCGUUAGGGGAAAGCAGUGGGUACGAAAGCUUCGCGUUCAAAGGUUCAUCCGAGUCAACUCCCGAUAACGAAUCCAGCGAAGAUCGAAUGAGCGAACACGAGAAAGUAGACGUUGGAUUGAAUAAAGAGCAUGAUAUAUUUCAUAGUAUUAUGGAACCAAGUUCGGUCACGGCAGAGGAUUUAACAGUAAAUAAGCAAAGUAAAGACAGCUAUCGUCAAGAUGUAUUUAACGGGCAGCCGAAUGUCGGUAUAUUUUUGGACGUUCUUUUACGAAAGCUCGAAUGUAUGACGAGUAAUAAUUUAUACGUUAAUUUACAUUUAACUGGGCUCAUUAGUAGACUGGCAAUAUAUCCUCAGCCUUUGCUGCAAUCAUUUCUAUUAAAUCAUUCCCUGGUAUUUCAACCCAGUAUUAGAUCGCUGUUUCAGGUACUCGCAUCAUUGAAACAUAAAAUAGAUCAAUAUCUUUCUCAACAUAACAAUGUGGACGUAUUGGUAGAACAAGCACAGCUAUUUUUGAUUAGCCGUGAAGAUAAAUUAGUGAAUGCGAGAAAGAAUGCAUUAGAGGCUGCCGCCCAUUCCGCGCCCGUUAAAAGAAAUUCCGUGAGCGGAGAGCCAUUCUCGAGAGUAUUCAAACGAUGUGAAAGCAAACGAUGGAGUUUAACGUCGUCCUUUACGCAAAUGCUUAGAAGGUCAAGUGGUGGUGGCUCUGGUUCGAGUAGUUUAAUCGGUACUAUUAAUCAACCAACCGGUAUGCCAGAAAAUCAGUUGGAAGCUAUCGGGCAUGGCUCCGGAUACCGGUAUUAUACGAAAACGUCCUGGGAAUCCCCAAACGAAGUAAGUCCAGUACAAAAUGUGGUCUUAUGCGCAGUUAUAUUAGACGAAUGGUUAAAAGAGUUAGCCGCUAUUACACAGGAACAUGCCAUCAUGUCUUUUACACAUAACCUCGAGUUUAAAGUUUAACAUGUAAGACGACUUGCGUUCGAAAAUUGAAAUUCAGUUGACAAGUAGCAUAAUUCUACUCAAACCAAUUUCCCCUUUUACAGGGUUUUAAUAAAUAAAUAUGUGAUAUACCGCUAGAUUUAUAAAUAAUAGAUCAUAUUAUAGCGUAUAGAAUGAUUGAGUCGUCGUCCAAUAAAAUGUAAAGAUUUACAAUAAGUAUACGAUAAAGUAUACAAUAUGUUGCUACAUACACAAAAAAAAAAAAGAAAUUACGAUGCUACUUCAUUUUGCAGAUAUAGAGACAAUGGAUUAAAUAAUUACUCCAAAUAUUGUAGAUAUGUUUGUGUUUCUGUUAAUGCUACCAAUUAUGAGCAGGAGUUACGUUGCGUUGACGUUGUGUUAACGAAAGAUUAUAAUAUGACAAAGUUUAUUUAAUAUAGGCGAUUUUAAUGUACUAAUUAAUAUGUAAACAUAAUCGGCCGAAUCUUAUUGCGAAGACUGACAUUUAGAGCAAUUUCCCAUACAAUAUCUACGUAUUAAAUUAUUACAAAACUGAAUAAUUUUUUUAAACAGUUAAAAAGAACAUAUAAUCCAUUUUUUUUCAAAGUGCCAAGUUACUGCUUUCAUACGUUAUAAUAUAUUCAACAUUUUGGAAAUUGUUCCAAAUGUUUUCCACGACUUAACGAUCAAAUAAUUUCUAGGACAAAUUAGUUUUAUAAAAGAAACGAGUAAUAUACAUAGACGUAUAAAAAUUGCAAAUUUUACACUCGAUAAUGGUGCAUAAUAGAAAAAUAAUCACAAAGCCUGUUUGAUUAUUCGUACUUAAUUUAUUAUACGAACACAUGUAAGUACCAAUUAAUGUAUAUGCAGAAGUAUAUUUUAAAAUUUCGGUAGAAGAAAGAUAUCGUAUAAAUAGAGAAUUCACCUCAUCAUGAAUCUUUAAAUAAUCAAGUCUAAAAAUGAACACGGAAGCCCAAGUUGACAGACAUUAAUAAUGUACAGGAUAUUUAAUGAUGUUUUGUUAAAUAUAUUUAUCGUCAUUGUUACUACUGUCAUAUUGGAUACAGUGUAAAAUGACAUUUCAUUUUACACUUUUGUAUCGAUAAGGUAAUAUUAAUUUAUUAAAUAUUUUGUUCGAUCUUUACAAUUUAUAUUGUAAAGCAUAAUCAAUUUUAAUAAACCAUAAUUGCUACCUAUACGGUAGUGUGACAAACUGAAAAGGUGUCAGUACUUGCCAAUAUCGCAAUACUAUUGCACAAAUAUAAGAUGCUUGCCUGUAUGUACAUAAAUUACAUAUCAAAGCUUAAUUAUUAACACGUUCGAGACCGAUAUAUUAUUACAAAACUAUCCCAAAAUGGCCGUCAAUAUUUUUAAUGUUCUGUUCUUACUCACAUACAACUCAUCGAUCACGAAUGUGUUAAUGCGUGAAACAAUUCAGCUCAAUUUUUGUUGAUGAUCAUUAGGCGUCAAUAUUAAUGUGAGUGUAAUUUUUAAUAUAUUACGAUAAUUAGAAUGCAAUUAACGAUGGCGGAAGUGCAAAAUGUACAUCGGAAAAUACUGUGACUAUGUAUUGUGUUUAUCUUUGUAGAUUGACAUAUUUUUUGAUCACUUUAAAAAAUUUGUAUUUAGUAUAAAAUACUUGCCGUAAUGUGAUAUUAAACUAGGCUUUCGAUAAAUUGUCUUUAUUGAAAUAUUUUAACUUUGUUUUUCUUUUCGAAUGCACACGGAGCAUUUUCUUCGUAAUGUUAAAAAUAAUGGUGUUUAAUUGAAUACUGUCGUCAAUUUUAUGACUCUUAAUAAUCGCUUGCAAUGUUUGCAUAUAAUGCAUGUCGCAAUAGCGUUAUUUUAUUUUUAAAUUUUAUUCAUAAUUUUUAACGUUACUUCGCUAAAAAUAUUAUCUCCACGUUGAAAGCAAUUUCUUAAAUUUAUUUACAUUAUAAUUUUAAUGAAAUUGUAAUGAAAUUUAUAAUGUAAAUUUUUACGUUUUAUUAGAAAAAUUUUAUCAAAGACAUGCAAUAUUUUCAAACAAAUCUCUAUGCUUGGUGUUUUAUCAUAAAUAAUAUAAUUUAAUAUUUAUUAUUAAUUUAACAUUUACUUUACUGUUACGUUUAAUGUUGUUGAUAAAUUUGAGGAAUAAAAUAGUCUAUUGUAAUUAUACAUUAUACAUACAAUUCAUUAUAAAGUAAUUAUGUACCAAGUUUGUAAUAAUUACAAGAUGAGUAUUCGAACGAAUGCGUCAAAGAUUGAUAACCUUUUGACAAAAGGCAAUUAUCACGAUUAAUUAAAUUGGUUUAUAUCAAAUUUACUGUACAUAUAAAUUUUGAUUAACAACAAUGUUAUCUAUGCGAAUUGUACAUUGAAAAUUUAAUAUAAAAUAGAGCGUAUAUUACUGUGUUAUACUGAAAUUGUUUUAAUAAAAAACAACAUAUAAAA